Podospora anserina S mat+ is the source of this 3210-nucleotide messenger RNA. RefSeq lists its product as uncharacterized. NCBI's taxonomy places the organism in Eukaryota, Fungi, Ascomycota, Sordariomycetes, Sordariales, Podosporaceae. Gene Ontology annotation, biological process: aromatic amino acid catabolic process; positive regulation of transcription by RNA polymerase II. The record is from RefSeq and is a predicted model, not a curated record. Gene Ontology annotation, cellular component: nucleus. The transcript has 3 exons. The coding region runs from base 1 to 3210 and encodes 1069 amino acids. Gene Ontology annotation, molecular function: zinc ion binding; DNA-binding transcription factor activity, RNA polymerase II-specific.
AUGGCGCAAUUUGCCGCCUCGGCCGCACAGCUGUCAAUGUCGCCAAUUUCACCCGCCGCCGCCCUGUCAUCUUCGGGUGCCGCAGGAGGCUCCGCUUCUGGACCUCCGCCACCGAGUGGCUCCGUCGGGGCCGGGUCCGGUGUUGGUGGGGCCGUUUCUCCCCCAUUACGUCCGGGCCACCAUAGGGAACAGUCGCAGUCUUCUGUCACCCAGGUACAGGGUGGUAGUGGACAACCUCAGCAACACAAACGGGUGUACCAAGCCUGCAUACCUUGCCGCCGUCGAAAAGUCCGUUGCGAUUUGGGAUCGGUCGAUGAUCCACACGAACCGCCUUGCGUGCGGUGCCGCCGUGAGAGCAAAGAAUGCUACUUUAGCGCGACGAGACGGAAGAGAAAGAUUGAUGAUGGGUCUGUGGAGGAGGACCCGGAGCAGGAUGAAUAUAUCUUGAGGAAUGGCAGGAAAUCGCUCAGGACCACGGUCGAAUCACCUGCGAGCAGCACGGCUGCGUAUGAUCGACGACUCUACAGCGAGGUCCCGCUUACACCCGGAGGUAGCCGGGGGAGAUCGAUACCUCUCAAAAGGCCCAAUGACUUGGCGUCGACGAGAGGGAGAGGGGGGAGUGUAGGCGGUGGUGGGGAGUUUGGGAACGGAGAGCCGAAUACACCACUGGAGAACUUCGAGGCGAAGACCAUGAUGAGGAGGGAGGUGUAUGGACCUCACGAUGCGCUGGACUUGCUGUACAAGGCUGCUACGGAUAAGUUAAUCGACGAGAACCCCGCUCCAAGCCGCCGAGCUACACAGUCACAGGCGCAUUCGCAUUCACACUCCCACUCCAUCCAUGCCCACAAUCAUGUCGAUUCACGCAAGUCGUCGAACACGAUUACACCGGGCACAUACCAUCAUACCCGUCACCCCUCGCGAGCAGAUGGCCCCACCGUCGACCAGCAGAUCGACCCGGAGCUUAGCAAGACCGAGCAGCUGCCGGAUCUUGGCAAGGAAGAGGCCCUCAAGGCCUGGGCGAGAUUCCGCUUCUACCUCUCACCACUUACACCCAUAUCACCGCCGACAUUCCAGACGCCGUCUUCUCACUUGACGUUACUGACUGAGGAACCGAUACUCACCGUGACCCUCUUGACCAUCGCCUCCAGAUACCGCAAGAUGCCCGGCACCGGCGGCCACUGUCGUUCACACGCCAUCCACGAACAGUUGUGGACCUACCUCCGCGGCAUGAUCGAAAGAGUCGUCUGGGGUCAGGAGGCGUUUGGUGGUGGCUUCUGUGGCUCAGGGGCAGAUGAUAUGCAGAACUCGAGCACGGCUCCAUGGAGGGGUCUGCGGAGAGGCAGUCUACGAACUCUGGGCACGAUUGAGUCACUGAUGAUAUUGACAGAAUGGCACCCUCGCGCCCUCCACUUCCCGCCAAACGAAGCCACUGACGAGCUACUCCUUCCUGACUUUAGCUCCCAGAGCCCGGUGGAUAGUGACAGCCACCGGCCUGGGGGGAGGAUUGGGGGCCCCAGAAUUGAAAGCUGGCUUGAGCCGGCGUGGCGGAGUGAUAGGAUGUGCUGGAUGCUGCUGAGCACAGGGAUGGGCUUGGCGUAUGAGUUGGGCGUGUUUGAUGACAUCGACGAGCUGCUCGCCACAGGGGCUAUUGCUAGGCCAGAGUAUGAAGAAGAAGCGUACCGGCUCCGAGCGAGCAGGAUCAAGAGGCUGCUUCUAAUUUACCUCAGCCAACUGGCCGGUAGGUUGGGCUGGACGAACAUGGUACCUGACGAGCUGCGGAGGUCGGACGAGAAGUACACCUUCAAGAGGAGGCCCAAUACUGUGGAGGGCAACACGCCCGGGACUAACCAGUCGUCACUGUCCAACGUUUUCAACUACAUACCUGAUCUGGAGCUCGAUGAUCAAAUCAUUCACUGCUGGGCGGGCAUCAGCAACGCGAUGCACCUCGGCAACGAGAAAUUGUUCAGGUCGAGGAAGCACACGACUGAUAUCAUCCAGAGCGGAAGCUACAUUUCUCUUCUCAAAGAGUUCCAGCCGCUGCUGAGGGACUGGUGGAAUCAUUUUGAGCGAUUCCGGAUGCCCCCAUACAUCAGACACAUACUCACGAUUGAGUAUGAGUACGUCCGCAUCUAUAUCAACUCGCUCUCCCUUCAGGCUGUCGUCGAACGGUGCACUAACAACGCCGGCGGGGGGCCUAACGGGGGCAAUGGUACCGCGACCGGAGGGGAGGGAGGCGGCAGUGUAUCGGGGCAAUCUGGACCGCAGCUGUCACCCCAGACACAGCACUACUACGGCAAGCUGCCUUUGGGCCAGCUAGGCGGUUUUGGUGUUGAGGACCAGGAGUAUGUGAGGGAGGUUGUUAAUGGCAGCCGAAACCUGCUCCGGACCGUGGUCGAGGGGUUGCUGCCGGAUGAUUACCUGAAGCACGCGCCGGUGAGGACGUAUUUCAGAAUUAUCUCUGGGGCUAUGUUCUUGCUCAAGACCUUUGCUCUGGGGGCACCCAAGUCGGAUGUGGAGAUUAGCAUUGGGCUGAUGGAUCAGACUGUCAGCGCGUUGAGGAACUGUGUGGUGGAUGAUGUGCACUUGGGCAUUAGGUUUGCGGAUAUGCUGGAGACGUUGACGGGGAGGUUGAGGAACAGGUUUAUCCAUGCGCCGCCUCCACCAGCACCGCCAGCGGGGUCGGCUACGGGACAGCAACAGCAGGAUGGAAUGGGGGGGAUGAUGGGGCUUCAUGGGGAUGCUAAUGGGCAUCAACAUGGGGGCGUGAAUGGGCACGGGCUGCAUCAUCAGCACUCCCAUCACAACAAUAAUGGGUUGGCGGAUCCGUGGUUGAAGUUGAGGGAGGGGGCUGGUGCUGCUGGUAUGUUUUCUUCUUGUUUUCCGAACCACAGCCAAAUCUUGCUAACCUCUUGUGUCAAGAACGAUCUGCAACCCCAGCCAACAUAUCAGCCACACCAUGGGAUCUCACCACGGGCAAUUUCCCUUACCCGACUGGCUCGGCAUCCAUGUUUGGACCCUCCACCCCAGCCGCAACCACAGGUUUGGACAAUACCAAUGGCAACGGCAACAACUCUGCUCACAGCCACAACAACGGGCUGGACACCAACGCCUUUUUGGACGACUGGACCAACCCCGGAAAUGAAAUGUGGUACCUGCCCACCGGACCGGCCUUCUUCCAAAACAUCGACAAUAGCACCUCGGUGUCGAUGA